Aedes albopictus (Asian tiger mosquito) is the source of this 5951-nucleotide messenger RNA. RefSeq names its product golgin-84-like. Gene Ontology annotation, biological process: Golgi organization; retrograde transport, vesicle recycling within Golgi. NCBI's taxonomy places the organism in Eukaryota, Metazoa, Arthropoda, Insecta, Diptera, Culicidae. The transcript has a single exon. The record is from RefSeq and is a predicted model, not a curated record. Gene Ontology annotation, cellular component: Golgi membrane; Golgi cisterna. Bases 155 to 1345 code for a protein of 396 amino acids.
CUCAAAACGAUCAUUGUUUACAUUACUCGUUACUUGAUGCAAAACAUUAGUGCAACUAAAAUUCAAGUUUUUCUAAUUUUUCAAGUGAAUUCCAUAGCUAUAAUAAGUGAAUUAUGUCCUAGAUAGUGCGCAGUGCAUCCAAACUAAAGUGAACAUGUCCUGGUUACAGGAUCUGGCCGGAAAGGCCGAAAAUAUCCUCACCAAAAUAGACCAAAACGCUGCGACAGUGCUGACCCGUCAAUCGACUGAAAGUGGUGAUGUGGAAGCCGUGGAACCCCUGCUGGAAGUGACUACUACUAUUCCAUCUGCCGUAGAGAAUCCUCCGGCACCGGUGAAACUUCCGGUUUCCAGAGCCCUAUCGUUGAGUGUUAAAACAGCAUCACCCCGAGGCAUGGUCCGAUCUGCCUCUUCAGCUUCCCACGAAAGAAGUAAUUUUUACGAGAUCGAGACGGGAGGAUCCGUGAAAUCCGAGAGGCAGGCCUCAUCUCGGAGAAGCUCGAUAAGCUCCAAAAAAGAUGGGACUGUGAUUGAGCUUAAUGCGAAUCCUGUGGUCACAAGUGCUAGUGUGGACACCGGGUAUUCCUUGGAGAAAGAACUGGCCGCUACGAAGAUUAUCCUGGCGGAAGUAAAAUCCGAAAGAGACGAGUUGAAGAUCGAAUUAGAAGGUGCUCUAAAUCAGUUGAGCAAUACAGAUCAUGAGAAUAGGAUCAAGGAAUUGGAAGCCCUGUGCCAAGCACUCAUCGAUGAGAAAAACGAGUUGUUCGUGAAGCAAACAUCGAUCGAAGAAUCAAACGCCAAAUAUAUCAAAUCCAUAUCGGAGCUGGAAUCCAUAGUGUCCAAGCACAUCCAGAAUGAGCAAGAACUUCAACAGAAGCUGGAAAUCGCCAAGACGGAAACCAGCAACGUCACUGCAGAGUUGCAGCAGUAUCGAGUCCGAGCUCACGCAACCCUCCAGCUAAAGGAGAAGAUGAUCGAGCAAUUGAAAGAAAACGUGAUUCCAAGCGCCAUGAACAAGAACGGAAAUGUAAAUUCCGAGCAAAUAAUGCUGAUAGAGCUCGAGCAGCUUAAAAACGAACGGCAAAACUUAGCAGAGGAAAUCUCAGCCAUCACCGAGAAGUUCGAACGGAGCAAGCUACAAUGGCAAACGACGGAGGACAGAUUCAGGGGUACCGUCAGUGAACUCGAAGCUAAAGUGGAUGAGUUGCAGCAAAGGCUCAAUGUGGAAACUACAAAACUGCACCAGCUAGACGAUGAUUUGGGUAUCAAGCAGAAGGAGCUUCAUUCGGCCCGGGAGGAACUGGUCAAGCAACGGACGGCGUUUUCCGUUAAACUUCAUGAAAAGUAAGUAUUGAAGGGGAGCUCAACUCACGUAUGCAACUUAGCAAUUAGCAGACGCGAAAAAAAAAUGCAAAGUUUUAUAUCCUUCAAAAGAAGAAUAUCACAGAUGUUAACAAGUCCAAGGCUUGUGCAGUAUCUCUGUGUUGUCCAAUUACCACCCGUAUUUAUACUACCUUAGGUAGACAUAAUGAAUCAUACCUAGGCUAUCAAGAUAUCAACCAUGUUGUGUGGGAAUGUCCCGAAUACGGUAUUGCCAGAUCCGAUUUAUGUGCAUCCCUCAGGGCCCGAGGUAAACCAGAAAAGGAAGACAUUAGAGAUGUGUUGGGUAAACUUGAUCUUGAGUAUAUGAAGCUUGUGUACGACUUCUUGAAGCAAGCUGAAGUCUUCGUCUGAUAUCCCCGUCUUGUUGUUCCACUUGUCCACCUCGUGUCUUUAUUUGAUAUCCCAGUCUUGUUGCUCCACUUGUCCACCUCGUGUCCCUUCGAAAAUCGUCUGUAUGUAUCGUUACAGGUUGUAUGCCCACUCUACGUUUGACCAGCAGCAAUACGCCACACCAAGCUGUCACGUGUUAAUGAAAAGCCCCAUCACCCUAUCCUUUCCUCAAAUAUUUUUGUUCCCCCUAACCUCGACCAAACCGCGAGUUUUUCGGUUUCCCAAAACUAACAUAGUUUAUAAGACAAAAACAUGAAAUUGUAAAUAGUUUUAACUGGAUUCGGCUCCGUUAUGCCCGUUGGCGCAUGAGCCUUAAAUAAAUGAAUAAGUAAAAAAAAUAUUGAAUCAUACCUAGAAAUUUAGGUACUGUCAUGAGUAGUAUUUCAUGUAGGUAGACAUCCUAUGCACACAACCAUUAGGUAGACACUACACAAAGCAUUGCAUCUAAGGUUUGGGACCCUUUGGGUAGAGGCACAGGUACCUAUAGGUACCUAUAUGUAUUUUAUGUAUAGGUACAUAUAUGUAUUUUGGGCAGUUUGACUUCAAUUUUUGUUCAUGGGUAGAUACUGUAUGUAUCACUCCGUGUCCCAAAAGUUAAGUCAAUCGGCUAAAAAUUGACUGAGUUAUAGCAGCUAGUAUCCAAAAUAGGCCCCCCUGCCCAAAUGGUCCCAGACCCUAUAGAUUUAGGGCUGAUUUACAAAUAUAACGCAGAAAUUAGACAUUUCCGACCCACUCACUCGUAUAGACACUAUAGAUUCAGACUCGUGGAGACAUAAUUGAGCAAUAUAAUUCUAGUGUGUUUUACCGUCGAUUAGUGAUUAGACCUAUGUGACAUUAUCCGCAUCCAUAAUGAAUGUUGCAUUAGGUACUCCAUUGCAAAUGAAGGCAAUAAAAUAUCGAUUUUGCUACAGUUUUUUUUUUGUUUUCCCCGAAAGAUUGCAGGGAGGAUUCCCGGAGGAAUCUCAGAAGAAAUUCCAGGAGGAAUCUUAAAAGAAACUCCUGGAGGAAUAUAAAAAGAAAAUUCUGGACUUACCUCUGCUGCAUGACACCUUGAAGGAACAUUUGCAGAAAUCUCUAGUGGUUCAAAAAUCUGUCUUGGAGAGAUCCCUGCAGAAACUUCUAAGAAAUCCAUGAUUUAAAUUUUCGAGGAAUUCCAGAAAGAAAUCCAGGAGGAUUUCCCAAAUGAAUUCAAGUAGGAACCCUAAGGGAUUUGCAGCAGGAAUUCCCAAAGGAAUUCCAGCGGGAAUUUCUAAUGGAAUUCGAAAAGGAAUCCUCUAAGGAUUUCUAGGAGGAAUCAACGAAAAAUAUCCAGAAGGAAUCCCCAAAAGAAUUCUAGUGAGGGUUUCCAAGAGAAUUUGAAAAACAAUCCCCAUAGGAUUUCUAGGAGGAAUCAACGGAAAAUACCUUAGAGGAAUCUCUGGAGGAAUUUCAGGAGAAAUCCCAGAGAGAAUUCUAGGAGGAAUUGCCGAAAAAAAUCCACGAGGAAUCCUCGAAAUAAUUCCAGCAGUAGUUCCCGAAGAAAUUCUAGGAAUAAUCCCCGAAAGAAUUCUAAGAAGAAUCCCCGGAGGAAUUCCAGAAGUAAACCCCGAAGAAAGUCUAGGAGGAAUCUCCUAAGAAAAUACAAGAGAAAUACCUGCAGAAAUUCCUGGAGGAGCCACCGAAAGUAUAUAGGGAGGAAUAUCCGAGGGAAUUUCGAGCGGAAUCCUUAAUGGUUUUUAAAAGGAAACCCCGAUGGAAUUCCAAGAGGAAUCCCCAUGCAAGGUAGAAGAAAUUCAAGAAGGAAUCCCCGAAUUAAUUUUAGGAAGAGUCCCCGAAUUCUAGGAGGAAUUUCUGAAGUAAUUCUAAGAGAAAUCAUCAAAAGAAUUCAAGAAAGAAAGCCCGAAGGAAUUCCAGGAGGAAUCUCUGAAAAAAAAACCGAAGAGGAAUCGCCACAGGAAUUCCAAGAAGAAAUUCCAAAGUAAUUCCAGGAGGAGUUCCCUUAGAAAUUUCAGGAGGAAUCCUCGACGGAAUAUCAGGAAGAAUACCCGGAAAAAAAUUCAGGAGGAAAUCCUGAAGGCAGUUCAGCAGGAAUCCCCGACGGAAUAUCAAAAGACAUCCCCAUUCCAGGAGGAAUACAUAAAGGAAAUCCAGGAGGAAUCCCCAAAGAAAAAUUUUUACAGGAAUUCGAGAAGGAAUCCUCAAAAGAUUUCUAGGAGGAACCAUCGAAAAAAAUCCUAGAGGAAUCCUGGAAGUAAUUCCAUGAGGAACCACUGGAUGAAUUUGAAGAGGAAUCUUCAAAGAAAUUUUAGGAGGAACCCCCGGAGGAACUUUUGGAGGAGUCCUCUAAGGCAGUGGUGCUCAGACUGAAGGAUACCGCGGGCCAAAUUUACAAUGCGGGAUUGACCGGCGGGCCGCAUAGAAUAUCGAUGAACAAAAACAACAAAAAGAACCAUUUUACAACGCCUUUUUGUUUUUGAAAAUCUAAACCGUUCAGAACUUGUGUAAGAGUCAAACUUGCAUCACGUAGUUUUUAUUGUUCGUUAAGUGACAAAAAUAAUAACUGUGGUUCUACAAUAUAUUCAGCAGAACUUUAAGUUUUGUUUUAGUAUUUUAAGGAAAACAAAACGCAAUUUAGGUUCAUAGGCUUGCUUUAGAAAAAUGUUUGAGUAUCAAAUUGAAAUUUAAACAAACAAUUUAGGAGUCGCCUUUAGAUUGCCCUGAAGCCAUUUCAGAAAUUUCUCAUGCAACUUUUAUAUGAUUUUUUUCUGAAUCGCUCCAAAAAUGCUGGAUCUUCUUUUGAACUUUAUUCUGAAGUUAGUCCAGAAGAUUUUCAAGCAAUUUCUUUAACAGCUUAUCUUGAAAUUGCUUAUUCAGAAAAUUUCUGGAGUAUCUUUUAGUAUUUCUAGAACUCCCUUGGAACGCCUCCAAGAACUUUUCUUAGAUUUACCUUUGGAAUUGCUCUGAAGUUACUUUACGCAUUUACCAUUAAUCUUUUCCAAGUAUUUCUUCUAGAAUAGCUUCCGGAUUUUUCCUGAAGCUUCUCUGGAAAUUUUCCUGGAGUUGCUCGAAGAUUUAAGUGAAAUAUUUCCAUAAGUCUCUUCUGGAGUUGCAGCUAAAGAUUUUUAUUAAAGUCUUUUAAAAAUAUCUUGAGGUUUUCUAUGAACUCGACAUAAACCAGAAUGUUUCACAAAUAUUUCCCAAAGUGCCUCCAGGAAUGCUCCUAUGCUGCUAUCGAAAUUUAUCCUAAAGAUGCACCGGAUUUUUUCUUCUUGGGAUUCUUUACAAUUAUCCCUGACAGUUUUUUUUUUAAUCCCUGACAUUUUUUUUUAAUUAUUUUUUAAAGUUGCUUUAAGAUUAAUGUUCAGAUAUUCCUCAGGCGUUGCUGCAAUUGAUCCUGGAAUCCUGUUUAUAGUUUUCAGAAUAUAUUAAGUUACUCCAGGAAUUUCUUUUAAAGUUGUUUGAGAUAUUUCAGCUACAGUAACACCAGAACUAUUUUUUUCCGUGACUUAGCCACAAAACCAAGCUUACGACGCCGGAAUAUUUCGGAGUCGUGAGUUCAUAUCUUACCGGAACGGAUUGUUCUUUUUGUAUUUUUAACAUUUUAAUUGAUCAGCUAAUUUUUUUUGUUGGAUUUCUUAAGAAACUGAACGAGUUAUUCCAAACAAUCGUUCAAAAAUUUCUGUACGUCGAAAAGUACUCCGCGGGCCGCAUCUCAAGGCUUGGAGGGCCGCAUGCGGCCCGCGGGCCGCAAGAUGAGCACCACUGCUCUAAGGCAUUUCAGGAGGAAUACCCGCAGGAAUUUCAAGAGGAAAUCCCGAAAGAAUUCCAGUGCUAAUCCCAAAGGAAUUCCAGCAACAAUUCUCAAAGAAAUUCCAGCAGGGCUCCCCAAAAGAAUUUCAGUGGGGAUUUCCAAGGAAGUUCAAGGAAGAAUCCCCAAAUGAUUUCUAGGAGGAAUCAACGAAACAUAUCCAGAGGAUGUCUCCGAAGGAGUUCCAGGUGAAAUUCCUGAGGGAAUUCUAGUAGGAAUCACCGAAAGAAAAUCUAGGAAGAAUCCCCGAAGGAAUUCCAAGAUGAAUCUCCGAAAGAAUUCCAGGCAAAUUUCCCGAUAGAAUUCUAUGAGGAAUCUCCGAAGAUAUUUCAGGAGGAAUUAUCGAAGGAAUUCCAGGAGGAAUCCUUGAAGGAAGUCCAGGGGAACCUUUGAA